AUGGCUUUUGCAAACCCUCAAAGUCAAAGAGCGUCUUCUUCUUCAUCUUCUAUUUCUACUGGUGGAUGGAAUUACGAUGUUUUCUUGAGCUUUAUGGGUGAAGAUACCCGCCAUAAUUUUACAGAUCAUCUCUACAGAGCUUUGAAUCGGAAAGGGAUUCGUACCUUUAGAGAUGCUGAAGAGCUACGAAAAGGAGAAGAGAUUGCACCAGAACUUUUAAAAGCUAUUGAAAAGUCAAGGAUUUGUCUCAUAAUUCUCUCGAAAAACUAUGCCCGUUCUAGGUGGUGCCUGGAAGAACUGGUAAAGAUCAUGGAGCGGCGACAGUCUAUGGGACAAUUAGUUUUUCCGAUUUUCUACCACGUGGACCCAUCCGAUGUGCGAAGACAGACUGGGAGUUAUGAACAAGCAUUUGAAAGGCAUGAAAGAAACCCAGACCAGAUACAGAGGUGGAGGGGAGCGUUGACGGUGGUGGCCAAUAUUAAUGGAUGGUAUUUACAGGAUGGGUCUGAGGCACUUGUUAUCGAGGAGAUUACUUCCACUAUUUGCAGGAGUUUAAACCGGGAGCUGUUACAUGUUGAAAAGAACCUCGUGGGCAUGGAUUGUCCUAGGGCGUCCUCUUCUUCUUCUUGUACUUCUAUUGGUCCAUGGGAUUAUGAAGUUUUCUUGAGCUUUAAGGGUAAAGAUACCAGCCACAACUUCACGGAUAAUCUCUAUAUCUCAAGGUUGGUUCUUGUAAUUCUCUCGCACAACUAUGCUCGUUCCAACUGGUGUUUGGAAGAACUGGUGAGGAUAAUGGAGUGCAGGGAAGAAAUGGGAAAGAUAGUUUUUCCAGUUUUCUAUCAUGUGGAUCCUUCCCAUGUGCGAAAUCAGAAGGGCAGCUAUGGAGAAGCAUUCGCUUAUCAUGAAAGAAAUGGGUUUGGCCACCAGACACAGAGGUGGAGGGCAGCUUUGAGGGAAGUGGGCAGUCUUUCUGGAUGGCAUGUACAUGAUUGGUCUGAGGCAGAUUAUAUUGAGGAUAUUACUCAUGUUAUUUUGAUGAGAUUUAGUCAAAAAAUCUUACAUGUUGAUAAGAAGCUCAUCGGGAUGGAUUAUCGUUUAGACCAAUUGGAAGAAAAUUUUCCUCAGAUUAUAGACCUAUUAUCAAAUGAUGUUCGCAUGGUUGGGAUUUAUGGAUUCGGAGGAAUUGGUAAGACAACCAUUGCCAAAGUCUUAUAUAACCAAAUUUCCGCUCAAUUCAUGAUUGCUAGCUUUAUUGCUAAUGUCAGAGAGGACUCCAAAAGUCGAGGUCUACUUCAUUUACAAAAGCAACUCCUUCAAGAUAUUUUUCCAAGAAGGAAGAACUUUAUAAGCAACGUUGAUGAAGGGAUCCAUAUGAUAAAAGAUAGAUUAUGCUUUAAAAAGGUCCUCCUUGUGCUUGAUGAUGUUGAUGAUUUGAAUCAACUGGAAGCCUUAGCUGGUGAUCAUAAUUGGUUUGGUUUAGGAAGUAGAAUUAUUGUAACAACCAGAGAUAAGCAUUUGUUGGAGGUGCAUGAAAUGGAUGCAUUAUAUGAGGCUAAGAAAUUAGAUCACAAGGAAGCUGUUGAACUCUUUAGUUGGAAUGCGUUUAAACAGAACCAUCCCAAAGAAGAUUAUGAAAUAGUUACAAACUCUGUGGUACAUUAUGUUAAUGGUCUUCCGUUAGGUCUUAAAGUUUUGGGUUCUUUCCUAUAUGGCAAGACAAUACAACAAUGGAAAAGUGAAUUGCAUAAACUAGAACGGGAACCUAACCGAGAAAUUCAAUGUGUGCUUAUGAGAAGUUAUGAUGAAUUAGAUCGCACACAAAAGCAAAUAUUCCUAGAUGUUGCUUGCUUCUUUAAUGGAGAGGAUAAAGAUUUUGUUACAAGAAUCCUAGAUGCUUGCAACUUCUUUGCAGAGAGUGGACUACGAGUCCUUGGUGAUAAGUGCCUCAUAAGUAUUAUAGACAACAACAUAUGGAUGCAUGAUUUGUUACGACAUAUGGGACGUGGCAUUGUUGGACAAAAAUUUCCUGAAGACCCUGGAAAAUGGAGCAGAUUGUGUUAUCCUGAGGUUGUAAGUCGUGUGUUGACAAGAAAAAUGGGAACAAAGGCAAUUAAAGGGAUACUCUUCAACUUGUCUAUACCAAAGCCGAUACACAUUACUACUGAAUCCUUGGAGAUGAUGAAGAAUCUUAGGUUGCUCAAAAUCUAUUUGGAUCAUGAAUCUUUUUCUACAAGGGAGGAUAAUAAAGUAAAGUUGUCCAAAGACUUUGAAUUUCCUUCUUUAGAGCUAAGAUAUCUCUAUUGGCAAGGAUAUCCUUUGGAAUCUUUGCCAUCAAGUUUUUUUGUGGAGGACCUUGUAGAACUUGAUAUGCGUUAUAGCAGCUUAACACAACUUUGGGAAAAUGACAUGCUUCUUGAAAAGUUAAAUACUAUCAGACUGAGUUGCUCUCAACACCUCAUUGAAAUUCCAGACAUCUCAAUUUGUGCACCCAAUCUAGAGAAACUAAUUCUUGAUGGUUGUUCAAGUUUGCUUAUACUUCACCCGUCUAUUGGAAAGUUGAGCAAGCUUAUUUUAUUGAAUUUGAAAAACUGCAAAAAGCUUAGCAGUUUUCCUAGCAUCAUCGACAUGAAAGCGCUUGAAAUUCUUAAUUUCUCUGGCUGCUCAGGGCUUAAGAAGUUUCCAGAUAUUCGAGGUAACAUGGACCAUUUAUUGGAGCUUCAUUUGGCUUCAACUGCUAUCGAGGAACUUCCCUCCUCAAUUGGGCAUAUCACUAGACUUGUUUUAUUGGAUCUGAAAAGGUGCAAAAAUCUUAAGAGUCUUCCCACGAGUAUUUGUAGGUUGAAAUCCCUUGAAUAUCUGUUUCUUUCUGGCUGUUCAAAACUAGAGAAUUUUCCAGAAGUAAUGGUGGAUAUGGAAAACUUGAAAGAGCUUCUUUUAGAUGGAACAUCUAUAGAAGGGCUACCCUCAUCAAUUGACCGUCUAAAAGGCCUCGUUUUAUUGAAUAUGAGGAAAUGCCAAAACCUUGUGAGUCUUCCAAAAGGCAUGUGUAAAUUGACAUCUCUUGAAACACUCAUUGUCUCUGGUUGUUCACAAUUGAACAAUUUGCCGAGGAACCUCGGGAGCCUGCAACGUCUAGCACAGCUCCAUGCAGAUGGAACUGCUAUAACUCAACCACCUGAGUCAAUUGUUCUCUUGAGAAACCUCCAAGUAUUGAUCUAUCCUGGAUGUAAAAUAUUAGCACCUACCUCUUUGGGGUCACUCUUUUCAUUCUGGUUAAUGCAUAGAAACAGUUCAAAUGGGGUCGGUUUGCGCUUGCCUUCUAGUUUUUUUAGUUUCAGGUCCUUCACAAAUUUAGAUCUAAGUGACCUCAAACUAAUAGAAGGAGCAAUCCCCAAUGAUAUUUGCUCCUUAAUCUCAUUGAAGAAAUUAGAUCUAAGCAGAAAUAAUUUUCUAAGUAUACCUGCUGGCAUCAGUCAACUUACAAAUCUAAAAGACCUCAGAUUGGGGCAUUGCCAGAGUCUCAUAAUAAUUCCAGAGCUUCCACCAAGUAUCCGAGACGUAGAUGCACACAAUUGCACUGCCCUUUUUCCAACCUCAUCCAGUGUAUGCACAUUGCAGGGGUUACAGUUCCUAUUCUAUAAUUGUUCCAAACCAGUUGAGGACCAAUCCAGUGAUCAAAAGAGAAAUGCAUUACAAAGAUUUCCACAUAAUGACGCGUCUUCCUCUGCUUCUGUUUCCUCUGUAACUACCUCACCUGUUGUGAGGCAGAAAUUGCUUGAAAAUAUUGCAUUUAGUAUUGUUUUUCCUGGCAGUGGAAUUCCCGAGUGGAUCUGGCAUCAGAAUGUGGGAUCGUUUAUAAAAAUAGAGCUGCCUACAGAUUGGUACAAUGAUGACUUCUUAGGAUUUGUUCUCUGCUCUAUUCUUGAACAUCUCCCUGAGAGAAUUAUAUGUCGAUUGAAUUCUGAUGUUUUUUAUUAUGGAGACUUCAAAGACAUUGGUCAUGAUUUCCAUUGGAAAGGAGACAUUCUUGGGUCAGAACACGUCUGGUUGGGUUAUCAACCAUGUUCCCAGUUGAGGUUGUUUCAAUUCAAUGACCCCAAUGACUGGAAUUACAUUGAGAUUUCUUUUGAAGCAGCCCACAGAUUCAACUCAAGUGCAUCCAAUGUGGUGAAGAAGUGUGGGGUAUGUCUUAUAUAUGCAGAAGAUCUUGAAGGAAUCCAUCUACAAAAUAGAAAACAACUUAAGAGUAGGGGAUGUAAUGUAGUCGAGAGAAGCAGUGACAGAGAUGGACUCCACGGAAGUGGAAUGGACUCUAGUUCUAGUGGUAGCAGUCAGGGGGCCUCUAACAGUCCCACGCUCAAGCUCAAGCGCAAACGCCCUCAAGAAUGACUACCAUCAUCCAGGCGCUUUCUUCCAAUAAAAACCUCUCUGUUGAUUUGGUCAUGCAUGCUUGAAAUCAAUGAUGA
Vitis vinifera (wine grape) is the source of this 4466-nucleotide messenger RNA. RefSeq names its product disease resistance protein RUN1. Gene Ontology annotation, molecular function: protein binding; ADP binding. The record is from RefSeq and is a predicted model, not a curated record. The transcript has 6 exons. Gene Ontology annotation, biological process: defense response; signal transduction. Lineage: Eukaryota; Viridiplantae; Streptophyta; Magnoliopsida; Vitales; Vitaceae. Bases 1 to 4389 code for a protein of 1462 amino acids.